Drosophila grimshawi is the source of this 802-nucleotide messenger RNA. RefSeq names its product SRA stem-loop-interacting RNA-binding protein, mitochondrial (gene SLIRP2). Gene Ontology annotation, molecular function: mRNA binding. The record is from RefSeq and is a predicted model, not a curated record. The coding region runs from base 143 to 424 and encodes 93 amino acids. The transcript has a single exon. NCBI's taxonomy places the organism in Eukaryota, Metazoa, Arthropoda, Insecta, Diptera, Drosophilidae.
AAACUGAUUUUAAACAGUUGCACUUUCUAAGCUGUUCUACAACUGACAGUUCAAAAGCGCUCUGUUCAUAACAGUGCCGCAUGCUGUUAACCUCACAAGUGCUGUUAUAAAAAAGUAAACAACAUAAAUUACAUAAACUAUCAUGUCCGGCACCGUGGCACGUAGCAGCUACAAGCUAUUUGUGGGAAAUCUACCAUGGACCAUUAGCAGCAAAGAGCUGCGCACCUAUUUCUCCCGAUUCGGCCAUGUGGCCAACGCAGAAGUCAUCUUCGACAAACAGCUGGGCCUCUCCAAAUAUUAUGGAUUCGUGAUUUUCAGCCAGCGGGAUGCGUUCAACAGUGCCAGCAAUCAGAACACACACUUCCUCGAGGGACGUGUGCUCAACGUGCAACGUGCGAACGAACCCAGCUCUGACACAAAAUAAAUACCAAAUAAAUGCAAAACUAAAUUAUAAGUAAUCAACUCGCUGUUUACGAAUUUGAAGCUGCGAUAUGGCAGCGCCAAUGCUGCACUGCCACAUCGUUGAAAACAGUCUAACCGGAUCAAGGUUGUAAUGGAACUCAUUGCAAAUAAAAUGUUGAUUCACUGUUGAACGUACAAAUGUAAUAUAGUAAGAAGAGUACAGGUAUAAAGAAAAAUAAUUAAGUCGCAGCUUAUUCAAUGUAUCUCAAGCUGUGUAUCUAGCAACGCCAAUGUCGAAAACAUCUCGUUUCAUAACAGCACUGCCACAUCGUUGAAAACAGUGCAACCGGAUCAAGAUUAUAGGGAAACUUAAGAUUUAAAAUACAGUUUGUUUUAUUCA